Messenger RNA from Grosmannia clavigera kw1407, 2565 nucleotides. RefSeq names its product copi vesicle coat subunit. Gene Ontology annotation, molecular function: protein binding; structural molecule activity. The record is from RefSeq and is a predicted model, not a curated record. The transcript has 11 exons. Gene Ontology annotation, biological process: intra-Golgi vesicle-mediated transport; intracellular protein transport; retrograde vesicle-mediated transport, Golgi to endoplasmic reticulum. Gene Ontology annotation, cellular component: COPI vesicle coat. The coding region runs from base 1 to 2565 and encodes 854 amino acids. NCBI's taxonomy places the organism in Eukaryota, Fungi, Ascomycota, Sordariomycetes, Ophiostomatales, Ophiostomataceae.
AUGCGGUUGGACGUUAAGAGAAGCCUCUUCGCCCGGAGCGAGCGGGUGAAGGGUAUUGACUUUCACCAACAUGAGCCAUGGGUUCUCACGACACUCUAUUCCGGCCAAUGCCACAUCUGGAACUACGAGACGGGCCAGAUUGUCAAGACGUUCGAGCUCACCGAUGUCCCUGUGCGAGCGGGUCGCUUCAUCUCGAGGAAGAACUGGAUUGUCUGCGGCAGCGAUGACUUCCAGAUGCGGGUGUACAACUACAACACGUCCGAGAAGAUUACGAGCUUCGAGGCUCACCCCGACUACAUCCGUGCCCUGGCGGUCCAUCCCACCCAGCCGUUUGUGCUCUCUGCCAGCGAUGACAUGACGAUCAAGUGCUGGGACUGGGAGAAGGGAUGGAAGUGCAUCCAGGUGUACGAGGGCCACAGCCACUACGUUAUGGGACUGGCAAUCAACCCCAAGGACACCAGUCUGUUUGCGUCUGCCUGCUUGGACAGGACCGUGAAAGUGUGGUCGCUUGGAUCUAGCACUGCCAACUUUACCCUGGAGGCGCACGAGACCAAGGGCGUCAACUUUGUCGACUACUACCCCCACUCCGACCGGCCUUACAUUCUCACGACGUCCGACGAUCGGACAAUCAAGAUCUGGGACCUGACGACCAAGUCUCUCCAGGCGACGCUGGAAGGUCACACGAACAAUGUGUCAUUCGCGGUCUACCACCCGGAGCUGCCCAUCAUUGUGUCUGGUUCAGAGGAUGGCACGAUCAAGAUCUGGCACAGCGGCACGUACCGUCUCGAACAGUCGCUCAACUACGGACUGGAACGUGCGUGGUGUGUAACGUACCAGAAGGGCAAGCAGGGCGUCGGUGUCGGGUUUGACGACGGCAUCGUGGUGAUCAAGAUGGGCCGCGAGGAGCCGGCCAUCUCGAUGGACGCGUCGGGCAAGGUGAUUGCGGCCAAGAACAACGAUGUGGUGUCGGCGAUCAUCAAGCCGGACCCGACGGUGAAGGGCAACGAGCCGAUCAACCUGCAGACCAAGGACUUUGGGCAGUGCGAGGUGUACCCACAGACGCUGCAGCACUCGCCCAACGGCCGGUUUGUGGCGGUGUCGGGCGACGGCGAGUACAUUAUCUACACGGCGCUAGCCUGGCGGCAGAAGGCGUUUGGCAAUGCGCUGGACUUUGUCUGGGGCAGCAAGGACAACAGCAACGACUACGCGGUGCGCGAGUCGGCGACGUCGGUCAAGAUCUACAAGAACUUUGUGGAGAAGAGUGGCGGGCUCGACGUGGGCUUCCAGGCAGAUGGACUCCACGGCGGCAUCCUCCUGGGCGUGCGUGGUGCGGGAGGCGUGUCGUUCUUCGACUGGCAGAGCGGCAGCCUUGUGCGCCGGAUCGAGGUAGAGCCGCGGGAAGUGUACUGGUCGGACAGCGGCGAGCUGGUAUGUCUUGCGUGCGAGGACACGUUCUACAUCCUGCGGUUCUCGCGCGAGAGCUACGCUGCGGCAGUGCAGGCAGGCGAAGUCGAGGACGACGGGGUGGAGGCGGCGUUCGAGGUGAUCACAGACCAGAACGAGGCCGUGCGCACGGGCAAAUGGGUGGGCGACUGCUUCGUAUACACGAACAGCACGAACCGGCUCAAUUACCUGGUUGGCGACCAGACGUACACGAUCUCGCACACGGACGUGCCGAUGUACAUUCUGGGCUACAUCCAGAGGGACUCGAGAAUCUACCUGGCCGACAAGGACAUCAACGUGACUUCGUUUGCGCUUUCCGUCAGCCUUCUCGAGUACGAGACAUGUGUUCUUCGCGGCGACAUGGACGCAGCCGCAGAGCUACUUCCGACGAUUGAGGACAGCCAGAUGAACAAGGUGGCCCGCUUCCUGGAGGGACAAGGCCUCAAGGAGCUGGCACUGGAAGUGGCAACGGAUCCAGACCAGAAGUUCGACCUUGCGCUUUCGCUAAAUCGGCUCGACGUUGCGCUGGAGCUUGCGCGGACGGCCGACGUGGAACACAAGUGGAAGUCUGUUGGUGAUGCGGCAUUGACAACAUGGGAUGUGACUCUUGCAUCGGAGUGCUUCUCGCACUCAAAAGACCUGGGAUCGCUUCUGCUGCUGCACAGCUCAACGGGCAACCGGGAGGGUCUGGCAGAGCUGGACAAACUGGCGACGGAGGCUGGAUCGUACAACGUUGCUUUUACGAGCCGGUGGCUCUUGGGCGACGUGGAUGGCUGUAUUGAGACGCUUUCAAAGACGGGCCGGCUCGCAGAGGCAGCGCUGUUUGCACAGACGUACAAACCCAGCUCGGCGGCAGCGGUGGUGGGCGAGUGGAAGCAGAGCCUGGAGAAGGCGAAGAAGGGACGGGUUGCCAAGCUGAUUGGGGUUCCGGGCGAAGAUGAGGAGCUAUUUCCGGAAUGGAACGAGUGGCUGCAGCUGGAGAAGCAGGGGAGCUUGCCGGCAGAAGGGAAGCUCGUGGGCGUAGAGGAGCCUGCGGAGAAGGAAGAGGAAGAGGCAGCGGAAGAGGAGGCAGCAGAAGAAGAGGCAGAGGAAGAGGAGGAAGAAGAGUCUUCGGAUGAGUAG